AUGCAAACUCAAAAAGGGCGAUUUCUCGAUCGCCUAAUUCGAAAUCAAACAGGGCAGCCUAUCCUUGAAGAAAGUCUUAAAAAUGCCAUGAGAGAAUUGGAGGAAAAGACUAGAGAUUUCUAUGAAGAAGACUUUCAAGCUAUAAAGCCUGAUGAUUUUGUGCAGAUGAUGCUUCUUGACGGUUGCUUCAUUGUAGAACUCCUGCGUUUAUAUGAGAAAAAAUAUGGGGGGGAGCCCAUUUUCGAAACACAGUGGACGCUGCCAAAUAUCUCUCGUGAUUUACUUUUGCUUGAGAACCAACUUCCUAUGUUUGUGCUGCAGAAGAUUUUUGAACUUACUACCUUGAAGGUGGAGGCAAGUCCUGAUCUGAAUACCCUUGCUCUUGGAUUUUUUGAACCCUUGAGACCCGGGAAGGAUGGAUUUGAAACAUUUACGUUGCACAAGCACGCCAAUGGCGAGUAUAUACAUCUAUUAGCUUUGUUCCACACUACAUUAACUUUAGGGAAUAACAUAUACAUGCAACAGCCUGCAAAGAGUGAAAAGAAAAAAACACAUCUUAUGCUUCUUGGGAAAGGUUGGGUGCAUAAUGCCAAAACACUUCAUUAUGCUGGUAUUCAGUUCAAAAACAAUUCUGGUAGCAUUCUUGACAUAAAGCUUAAAGGCAAGACGCUACAGAUUCCAACCAUGAUCAUUGAUGAUAGCACUGACCCUUUGUUGAGGAACUUGAUAGCCUAUGAACAAAACAAUCGCUCUGCAGCUCCAUAUUUUUGUUGUCUUGCAGUGUUCUUGGACAGCGUAGUAGAUACUGUCGAGGAUGUUAGGAUUCUUCGUGAUGCUGGGAUCAUCAAACAGGCUAAGGGUGGAGACGAGGAGGUGGCGAAUCUUUUCAACAGCCUCACUAAAGAGCUGGUGUUUGAUAUUGAUAAGGAGUACUGCUACAUGAUCGAGCAAAUUGAAAACAUCAACCGUCUUUGUCGAGCACACGACACCAGAGUUCGAAUUCUCCGUCUUUUUGCCACGUUGAACUACAAGGGAUUACUCACAACAUACGCUUCCAUCCUUGUUACAGUCAUCUUUUCCCUUUUUGCAGCUAAUUUUGCAAGUUACAGAACCCCAGUUAAUCAAUACUAUUCACCUCCACCUCCACCUUCGUCUUAG
Messenger RNA from Carya illinoinensis, 1158 nucleotides. RefSeq names its product UPF0481 protein At3g47200-like. The record is from RefSeq and is a predicted model, not a curated record. Lineage: Eukaryota; Viridiplantae; Streptophyta; Magnoliopsida; Fagales; Juglandaceae. The coding region runs from base 1 to 1158 and encodes 385 amino acids. The transcript has 2 exons.